AAUUUGGAAAUAAUCUUUGGGGGAGAAGCUUUGGGGAGCAAGGACGGCGGGGGAAGAGUCGCCGAUUCUUUGUUUCCGGUAAACGAAAUCGAUUAAGUGUUUGUAGUGGAUAACACAAAGCGAGAAGCUGGUGACGGAGGGAAGAGGGAAGAAAAGAAGAAGAGGAGGAGAGAUGGGAAAAGAGAAGAGCAAAUGGACGGAGGAUGAGGAGGAUGCGUUGCUCGCCGGCGUCAGGAAGCAUGGACCCGGAAAGUGGAAGAACAUCCUCCGCGAUCCUGAGUUCGCUGGUGUCCUCUCUCUCCGCUCCAACAUCGACCUCAAGGAUAAAUGGCGUAAUCUAAGUGUUCCCGCUGACAUCCAAGGCUCAAAGGAUAAGGUACGGACACCAAAAAUCAAAGCUGCCGCUUUUCAGCUGGCUGCCGUUGCAGCUGCCGCUACCACUCCAUCUCCUAGUUCGGUCUCUUCUCCAGUUGCUCCUCCCCUUCCUCGUAGUGGAUCUUCUGAUUUGAGCAUCGGUGAUAGUUGUAACAUGUUGAUUGAUGCAAAGAAUGCUCCCAGGUAUGAUGGGAUGAUAUUCGAAGCUCUUUCAGCAUUGAAGGAUGCUAAUGGAUCUGAUGUCACUACAAUUUUCAACUUCAUCGAGCAAAAAAUGUAUGAAGUGCCAGAAAAAAGGGUCCUGGGUUCAAGGUUGAGGAGGCUUGCUGCUCAGGGCAAACUUGAAAAGGUUAGCCAGUUAAAAUCAGGAACGCAGAACUUGUAUAGGAUGAAUAAUAAUAGCUUCUUGACAAUGAGAACGCCAGUUCCAGCAGCGAGACCAAAAGAGGCGAAUGCGAAACCCCGGAACAGCCAAGGACUCACGGUUUCGCAGGAGAAGAUUGCUCUUGCUUCAGGAACCGCAGCUUUUAAGCUCUACGAGUUAGACGGCAAAUUAGAAGUGUUGGGUGGAGCUGUAGAUGAUAGAGCAAGGAUGACAGAACUUGCAGAACGAGCUGAGAUUAUGCUACUACUAGCGGAAGAGCUGCACGAAAGAUGUUGUCGGGGAGAGAUUGUGGAACUGAACUGAGGUUGUGGGAACAAAGAGAAGCAAGCACAGAGUGAGUAUAUAAAGACUAAUAGUAAUUAGGCUAUUAGCUUGCAUUACUUUUCUUAAUGGACUACCAACAUUAACAAAACAAUAUUUAACUUUUCUUUCAUUUACCAUAAAAAAAAAUGGUAGUUGGGAGUAAUUAGCCAAGAACAGAAAUGUGUAUGAUGUGGUCUGGAAAUGACAGUAUAACUUUGAAGCUCUUA
This is a messenger RNA of Brassica oleracea var. oleracea, 1290 nucleotides long. Its product is annotated as telomere repeat-binding factor 4. NCBI's taxonomy places the organism in Eukaryota, Viridiplantae, Streptophyta, Magnoliopsida, Brassicales, Brassicaceae. Gene Ontology annotation, molecular function: double-stranded telomeric DNA binding. Gene Ontology annotation, cellular component: nucleosome. Gene Ontology annotation, biological process: nucleosome assembly. The transcript has 6 exons. The coding region runs from base 173 to 1063 and encodes 296 amino acids. The record is from RefSeq and is a predicted model, not a curated record.